Molecule: messenger RNA, 1298 nt
Organism: Trichobilharzia szidati
Lineage: Eukaryota; Metazoa; Platyhelminthes; Trematoda; Strigeidida; Schistosomatidae
Source: the annotation of a GenBank genome assembly
UUUCAAUAUCGAUUUUGGAUCGCGCCUUUUUCGAAAAUAUUUCUAAUGGGUUGUGCUGAAAGUACAGAAAGACGAGCCGCUGAAGCUCGCUCCCGAGAUAUUGAUAAAACUUUAAGAGCUGAUGGUGAGGCAGCAGGCAGAGAGGCAAAACUCUUGCUUCUUGGAGCAGGGGAGUCAGGGAAGAGCACCAUCGUUAAGCAAAUGAAAAUUAUCCAUAUGUCGGGUUAUUCUGAAGAAGAAUGCAAGAAGUAUAAGCCUGUUGUAUUCAGCAAUACUAUACAAAGUAUGGUUGCUAUCCUGAGAGCAAUGGAACAGUUACAGAUAGGCUGUGCAUGUCCAAACGCAGUGAAUGAUAUUACUACUAUUUUGAAUCUUGCACGAACAGAUAUAGAUGUCCUCCCUGAUGAGGUGUCCAGUGCCUUGAAGAGGUUAUGGUAUGAUCCGGGUGUUCAAGCAGCUGUGAGUAGAUCGCGUGAAUUUCAACUGAAUGAUUCUGCAUCAUAUUUCCUUGAUUCUUUGGAUAGGCUGUCAAGUCCAGGAUAUAUUCCUACACAGCAGGACGUUCUUCGUACAAGAGUUAGGACGGGUGGAAUUGUAGAAACACACUUUACUUUUAAAGGAUUGAAUAUAAAAAUGUUUGAUGUUGGAGGUCAGCGUUCUGAAAGAAAGAAGUGGAUUCAUUGUUUUGAAGGUGUAACAGCAAUCAUUUUUGUGGUUGCUAUAAGUGAAUACGAUUUAACUCUUGCUGAGGACCAAGAAAUGAAUCGAAUGAUGGAAUCAAUGAGGCUUUUUAGUUCAAUAUGCAACAACCAGUGGUUCAGGGAAACAAGCAUCAUUCUAUUUUUGAAUAAGCGAGAUUUAUUUGAAGAUAAAAUUAUGAAAUCUCCAUUAACUAUAUGUUUUCCUGAUUACACUGGUGGAAAUAAUUAUGAAGAAGCAUCAGAAUACAUUCGAACACGUUUUGAAAAUCUGAAUACUCGAAGCGAAUCAAAAGAUGUUUAUUCUCACUUUACAUGCGCAACAGAUACAAGCAAUAUACAGUUUGUUUUUGAUGCAGUUACUGAUGUGAUUAUUAAAAAUAAUCUCAAGGACUGUGGAUUGUUUUAAUAUCUUUUAGGAAUAUAAUAUUUUUUUUGUUUCGGAAAUGUUAUGUAACAAGUUUUGUAAAUGAGUUUUAGUGGUAUAUGAUCUCUUAUCUGUGUAUGCUUUCAGUCUGUCUUUUAUAGACUUUAAAAAUUAUCACUUUAUCUAAAGUUUACCAACAGCUUCACUUUAUAUAUAUAUAUAUAUAUAUAUAU